Molecule: messenger RNA, 3933 nt
Organism: Mizuhopecten yessoensis (Yesso scallop)
Lineage: Eukaryota; Metazoa; Mollusca; Bivalvia; Pectinida; Pectinidae
Product: mucin-19-like
Exons: 3
Source: RefSeq, a predicted model, not a curated record
AACCCACUUGCAAAUUCCAUUCAUGAAUUGUUGAAUAGGGAUCAUUUCAAUAGCCAAACCCAAACUUGUCGUCAUUGAACCAUGUCGGGUGUACCCGACCAGCGAACCAAUGUAGCGACGGGUGACGCCGUCCGACGAAUGAACCGGGCACGCCUUUCAUUGUUGGCUGUUUGAUACACUGCUACUUACCUUGGCUGCCUCCCUCACUGGAACUUCAUACACCGUAGGGGAAAGACGUACGGAAUACACCUGCCGGCGAACAUGGAAUUAAUACGCUGACAUUUCGGAAACAUACUGUUAAAACAAUAUCCGUAUCUUAUCAUUGACUGUGAAAAUUUUGUUUUUUCCUGAAAUCGAUUUGGAUCUAACAUAUAUUCUACAAACAUAGAGCAGGUUCCCAGUUUCAAAAUGGUAUUUGUGAAGAAGACCAUUGUGUGGGCGACAAUUUUAGUGGUAGUGAGUAUGAUGUUGACAUCGACAGAAAGCUCCUCGGCCACAGAGGCAACUACAGCCGCAGUCACAACAGCUGAAGCAACAACAGCUGCAGUCACAACAGCUGAAUCAACAACAGCCGCAGUCACAACAGACGCAGCCACAACAGCCGCAGUCACAACAGACGCAGUCACAACAGCCUCAGCCACAACAGCUGAAGCAACAACAGCUGCAGUCACAACAGCCGCAGUCACAACAGCUGAGGCAACAACAGCCGCAGCCACAACAGCCGCAGUCACAACAGCUGAGGCAACAACAGCUGUAGUCACAACAGAUGCAGUCACAACAGCCUCAGCCACAACAGCUGAGGCAACAACAGCUGCAGUCACAACAGCCUCAGCCACAACAGCUGAGGCAACAACAGCCGCAGCAACAACAGACGCAGUCACAACAGCCUCAGCCACAACAGCUGAGGCAACAACAGCUGCAGUCACAACAGCCGCAGCGACAACAGCUGAGGCAACAACAGCUGCAGUCACAACUGCCGAGGCAACAACAGCUGCAGUCACAACAGACGCAGCCACAACAGCUGAGGCAACAACAGCCGCAGCCACAACCGCCGCAGCCACAACAGGCGAGGCAACAACAGCUGCAGUCACAACAGCCGCAGUAACAACAGCCGCAGUCACGACACCUGAGGCCACAACAGCUGCAGUCACAACAGCCGAGGCAACAACAGCCGCAGUCACAACAGCUGAGGCCACAACAGCCGCAGCCACAACAGCUGAAACAACAACAGCCGAGGCCACAACAGCCGCAGCCACAACAGCUGAAGCAACAACAGCGGAGGCCACAACAGCUGCAGUCACAACAGCCGCAGUCACAACAGCUGAGGCCACGACAGCUGAGGCCACAACAGCUGCAGUCACAACAGCCGAGGCCACAACAGCCGCAGCCACAACAGCUGAGGCAACAACAGCCGCAGUCACAACAGCUGAAUCAACAACAGCCGCAGUCACAACAGCUGAGGCCACAACAGCCGCAGCCACCACUGCUGAAGCCACAACAGCUGCAGUAACAACAGAUGAGGCAACAACAGUCGCAGCCACAACAGCUGAAGCAACAACAGCCGCAGUCACAACAGCUGAGGCAACAACUGCCGCAGUCACAGCAGCUGAGGCCACAACAGCCGCAGCCACAACUGCUGAAGCCACAACAGCUGCAGUAACAACAGCUGAGGCAACAACAGCCGCAGCAACAACAGCCGCAGUCACAACAGCUGAGGUCACAACAGCCGCAGCCACCACUGCUGAAGCCACAACAGCUGCAGUAACAACAGCUGAGGCAACAACAGCCGCAGCUACAACAGCCGCAGUCACAACAGCUGAGGCUACAACAGCCGCAGUCACAACAGCUGAGGCAACAACUGCCGCAGUCACAACAGCUGAGGCCACAACAGCCGCAGCCACAACAGCUGAAGCCACAACAGCUGCAGUCACAACAGCUGAGGCCACAACAGUCGCAGCCACAACAGCUGAAGCAACAACAGCCGAGGCAACAACAGUUGCAGUCACAACAGCCGAGGCCACAACAGCCGCAGUCACUACAGCUGAGGCCACAACAGCCGCAGCCACAACAGCUGAAGCCACAACAGCUGCAGUUACAACAGCUGAAGCCACAACAGCUGAGGCAACAACAGUCGCAGCCACAACAGCUGAAGUAACAACGGCCGAGGCCACAACAGUUGCAGUCACAACAGCAGAGGCCACAACAGCCGCAGCAACAACAGCUGAGGCAACAACAGUUGCAGCCACAACAGCUGAAGCAACAACAGCCGAGGCCACAACAGCUGCAGUCACAACAGCUGCAGUCACAACAGCUGAAGUCACAACAGCUGAGGCCACAACAGCCGCAGCCACAACAGCUGAAGCCACAACAGCUGCAGUCACAACAGCAGAGGCCACAACAGCCGCAGCAACAACAGCUGAAGCAACAACAGCCGAGGCCACAACAGUUGCAGUCACAACAGCAGAGGCCACAACAGCCGCAGCCACAACAGCUGAGGCAACAACAGCUGUAGUCACAACAGCCGAAGCCACAACAGCCGCAGUCACAACAGCUGAAGCAACAACAACCGAGGCCACAACAGUUGCAGUCACAACAGCUGAGGCCACAACAGCCGCAGCAACAACAGCUGAAGCAACAACAGCCGAGGCCACAACAGCCGCAGCCACAACAGCUGCAGUCACAACAACUGCAGCCACAACAGCCGCAGUCACAACAGCCGCAGUCACAACAGCUGAGGCCACAACAGCUGUCGCAACAACAGUCGCAGCCACAACAGCUGAAGCAACAACAGCCGAGGUCACAACAGCUGAGGCCACAACAGCCGCAGUCACGACAGUUGAGGAAACAACAGCCGCAGCCACAACAGCAGAAGCCACAACAGUUGCAGUCACAACAGCUGAGGCCACAACAGCCGCAGUCACAACAGCUGAGGCCACAACAGCCGAAGCCACCACAGCUGAAGCAACAACAGCUGAGGCUACAACAGCCGCAGCCACCACAGCCGCAGUUACAACAGUUGAGGCCACAACAGCCGCAGCCACCACAGCCGAGGCAACGACAGUAGCUGCAACAACAGUAGCAGCAACAACAGUUGCAACCUCAACAGCUGCAGUCACAACAGCUGAGGCAACAACAGCAGAGGCAACAACAUCUGCAGUAACAACAGCCGCAGCUACUACAGCUGAAGCCACAACAGUCGCAGUCACAACAGCUGGAGCAACGACAGCCGCAGUCACGACAGCUGAUGCCACAACAGCUGAGGCCACAACAGCUGCAGCCACAACAGCUGAGGCCACAACAGUCGCUGCAACAACAGCCGAGGCAACAACAGCCGCAGUAACAACAGCUGCAGUCACAACAACUGAGGUAACAACAGCCGCAGUCACAACAGACGCAGCCACAACAGCAUCAGUCACAACAGCCGCAGUCACAACAGCUGAGGCAACAACAGCCGCAGUCACAACAGACGCAGCCACAACAGCAUCAGCCACAACAGCCGCAGUCACAACAGCAUCUGUAACAACAGCAUCUUUAACAACAGCUGAAGCAACAACCGCAGCAGUAACAACAGCUGGGGCCACAACAGUUGCAGCCACAACAGCCGAGGCAACAACAGCCGCAGCCACAACAGCCGAGGCAACAACAGCCGCAGUAACAACAGCUGCAGUCACAACAGCUGAGGCAACAACAGACGCAGCCACAACAGCAUCAACCACAACAGCCGCAGUCACAACAGCAUCUGUAACAACAGCAUCUUUAACAACAGCUGAAGCAACAACCGCAGCAGUAACAACAGCUGGGGCCACAACAGUUGCAGCCACAACAGCCGAGGCAACAACAGCCGCAGUCACAACAGCCGAGGCCACAACAGCUGCAGUAACGACAGCCGCAGCCACAACAGCUGGGGCCACAACAGUUGCAGCCACAACAGCC